This is a messenger RNA of Camponotus floridanus (Florida carpenter ant), 1074 nucleotides long. Its product is annotated as fatty acid synthase-like. The annotation marks the transcript as partial. Gene Ontology annotation, biological process: fatty acid biosynthetic process. The transcript has 4 exons. NCBI's taxonomy places the organism in Eukaryota, Metazoa, Arthropoda, Insecta, Hymenoptera, Formicidae. Gene Ontology annotation, molecular function: 3-oxoacyl-[acyl-carrier-protein] synthase activity; fatty acid synthase activity. The record is from RefSeq and is a predicted model, not a curated record.
AUGAAUAAUAAUAAUAAACGGUUCAAUCCAUAUGUCAGCGUUGAUGCGGGGGAAGUAAUAGUUAUCUCUGGUAUCGCUGGACGAUUUCCUAAUUCUGAUAAUAUGAAAGAAUUUCAGGAAAAUCUUUUCAAUAAAAUGGAUCUUGGUUCGGAAGAUCAUCGCUGGACCAACUAUGCUUAUGAAAUGCCUGCUCGAAUGGGAAAAAUGGACAAUAUAGAAAAAUUUGAUGCGAAAUUUUUUAAUAUGUCAAUCGAAGAAGCUCAUACGCUUGAUCCUGGAAUUAGAAUAUUGCUCGAAAACACUUAUGCAGCAAUUAUUGACGCAGGUGUCAAUCCUGCAGAAUUGCAAGGAACAAGGACGGGAGUUGUCACAGCAAUGUCAAAUUCUGAAACAUCUCUCAAUGUAAUAUACGAAAAGCCUCAUAUUGCUGGAUUACCCAUGCUUGGUUGCAGUAAAAGUAUGUUGGCAAAUAGAAUUUCUUACUUUCUCAACGUUACUGGACCAUCGUAUAACAUCGAUACUGCAUGUAGCACGAGCAGUUUGGCUAUGGUAAAAGCUUACAAUUUGAUUCGAUCUGAAUAUUGCGAUGCAGCUAUUGUCGCUAGUGUCAGUUUGUGCAUUUAUCCUCAAGUAACUCAACAGUUUUAUCUUCUGGGAGUUUUAUCCGCCGAUGGCUACUGUAAACCUUGCGAUGAAGAAGGUACCGGUUACAUGCGUAGUGAGGCGGCUACAGUAGUGUUCUUGCAAAAAGCAAAGGAUGCAAGAAGAAUCUAUGCGACUUUUGUUUAUGGUAAAGCCAACUGCGAUGGUUUUAAAGAAGAGGGAAUUACUUUUCCAUCAUUAGAUAAACAAAAAUUAUUAUUGGAAGAAUUUUACAAAGAUUGCAACGUUUCGCCUCGUGAGCUGUCUUAUCUAGAAGCUCAUGCAACUGGCACUGUAGCCGGCGAUCCAGUGGAGCUUCAAGCAAUCGACAAAGCUUUAUGCAUCAAAAGAGAUUUUCCUCUAUUAAUGGGUUCAGUAAAAUCGAAUAUUGGACAUUCUGAACCCGUUAGCGGUCAUUGUCAAAUUGCAAAG